UCCGGGCCCCCGGGCGGGGCGACAGGCACCGGGCCCCCAGGCGGGGUGACCGGCAUCGGGUCUCCAGGCGGGGCGACCGGCAUCGGGCCCCCAGGCGGGGCGACAGGCAUCGGGCCCCCAGGCGGGGCGACAGGCAUCGGGCCCCAGGCGGAGCGGCGGGCGCCGGACCCCCAGGCGGAGCGACAGGUCUCGGGCCCUCAGGCGGAGCGGCGGGCGCCGGACCCCCAGGUGGAGCGACAGGUCUCGGGCCCUCAGGCGGAGCGGCGGGCGCCGGACCCCCAGGUGGAGCGACAGGUCUCGGGCCCUCAGGCGGAGCGGCGGGCGCCGGACCCCCAGGCGGAGCGUCAGGUCUCGGGCCCUCAGGCGGAGCGGAGGGCGCCGGCCCCAGGCGGAGCGACAGGUCUCAGGCCCUCAGGCGGAGCGGCGGGCGCCGGACCCCCAGGCGAAGCGGUGGGCACCGAGUCACCAGGCACGACAGUGGGCUCCGAGUCAACUGGCAUGACCGCUGGCACUGGGUCAGACAUUGGAUCGUCUGACUGGACAGCGGGAAUCGGGUCACCAGGCAUCAAGUCAUUUGGCUCGACAGCGAGCACCGCGUCAUCUGGCAAGGCAGUGGGCUCCGAGUCAACUGGCAUGACCGCGGGCACUGGGGCAGACAUUGAAUCGUCUGGCUGGACAGCGGGCAUCGGGUCACCAGGCAUCAGGUCAUUUGGCUCGACAGCGGGCACCGCGUCAUCUGGCAAGGCAGUGGGCUCCGAGUCAACAGGCACGACAGUGGGCACC
Messenger RNA from Staurois parvus, 783 nucleotides. The record is from the annotation of a GenBank genome assembly. Lineage: Eukaryota; Metazoa; Chordata; Amphibia; Anura; Ranidae.